Lytechinus pictus (painted urchin) is the source of this 4464-nucleotide messenger RNA. RefSeq lists its product as uncharacterized. Lineage: Eukaryota; Metazoa; Echinodermata; Echinoidea; Temnopleuroida; Toxopneustidae. The transcript has 4 exons. The record is from RefSeq and is a predicted model, not a curated record. The coding region runs from base 2166 to 2702 and encodes 178 amino acids.
UGGCUGAAAUGGACCGGCUGAUUGGCAGCUUGGAGGACGAGGGGUUCAAGGGCAAAAUGACCCUUGGGUUAAAAAAAUUCGGGAUGGCCAUUGUUAAGUACUGGAAACGAUUGAAAGCAAAAUCCACGCCACAGUGUUUCAAGAUACUAGCUGAGAGGAUUCCUAUUACUAGGAAUGACAAGGAAUGUCGAGGUAUGUAAAUAAUAAUGUAACUCAUUCAUUAGAGUGUUUUCGCUGUAGGUUCUUAAUGAUGUGUACGUGUGGAAGUUGUGUUGACACCAUCAGUCGUUGCAUUCUUUUGUCAGCCUCCAUUGUUACACAUUUGCUACUUGUAGACCCAAUUCCAGACGUUCUCUUUAUCUUUCUUUAUUGCAUUAUCAAUCAUCUGUCAAGUCGGGUGCUGUACAAAUUUGACCUAUGGCCUAAUGUGAUGCGGCUAUCUAUUGUUUAGUUUAAAUUGAUCUACAUCCUGCAUUGUUUUUGUUUGAUUCAGCCUACGACGCCAUGUGAUGUAGCACCCGACUUUACAAAUGAUUGAUAAUUUUUGUCAUGCAUGCCAACCAGUGUGAAUUUCACAUAUUUUGUAAAUGCUCUUGUAAGUAUCUGUUCAAUUUUGUGACAUUGUCAUGUUUAAUGCAGAAAUUGAUAAAAUUCAACUAUGAUAUUCAAAGUAUCUUUGUACAAUGGAUAUAAAGUGGAAAAUGGGAAAAUGUAUACUAUGUAUAAUGGAUAAAUUGGAGUGCUUUGCCAUAAACAUGAAGUUUCCCUUCUUUUGCAGAUGCUGUAACAAGAGCGGCCAUACUGUAAUCAUGAUACCAACAAUGUUCAGGGAGAAGAUUGGCAACAUCUUCAAGGAGCCUAAUAGUCCAGGAUAGAAAAGGCAUAACCUUGUUUUUUUAUAUAUACAAUAUUUUUUUAUGAUUUCUUGUCAAUUCGAGGGUGCUGAUUACGAAUCUGAAUGAUGCCACUCGUGGAAUCUUUCCGCAAAUUGGCAAAAUCCAAUAUGGCUGCCAAAAUAUGCAAAUUACCCAUGAAAAUUCUAAAAUUGUCUGCACAUUGGAUAUGAAAUGCAUAAAAUCAUGUGGCAGGAGUGAAAUACUCUCUGAAAAUAUUAUUUUUGACAAAAUAUUUAUUUUCCUGAUAUUCAAAAUGGCCACCACCCAGAUAACAAUAUCUCUUUUCAUUGACAAAUAUUUUUGUUUGUGUGCAUCUCACUGAAUGUACUGAAAACUUUAUUUAUAUUUAUUUAUUCAUUUAAUGGCGUAGAGUUCUGUUCACAGAUGAGAGCAGAUUUUCCCUUGACCACAAUGAUGGACGUUCGAGAGUCUGGAGGCGACCAGGAGAGAGAUUUGCAGACCCCUGUAUUGCAGAACAUGACCGUUAUGGGGGAGGCAGCGUCAUGGUGUGGGGAGGCAUCACCUACGCCAACCGUACUCGUCUCUACGUGGUCCCAGGGGGAGCAAUGACAGGAGUGAGGUACAGGGAUGAGGUCCUUGAACCUAUAGUGGUGCCAUUUGCAGAAAAUGUGGGACAAAACAUCAUUUUCAUGGAUGACAAUGCCCGUGCCCACCGAGCUAGGGUGGUGACCGAGUUCCUUGAGGGCCAGGGGAUUGAGCGUAUGGAGUGGCCAGCGAGGUCCCCGGACUUAAACCCAAUUUUCAGGAUGUGCAGUGAUGCGAGAGACAUUGUGCAACAACUGAAACCACCCAUGCGUGAAAUUGAUUACAGCGUGUUUAAGGACAUUUAGGACAGUUGUACUGAGGUAUUUCCAGAAAUAAAACACCUUGUAUAAAAUCUUUAUGUACGUUUUAAAAAGUGGUCCUUAACUUUUUUUGAGUAGUGUAUAUAAAUACAUGUUAAUUACCAAACUUUUACAAGUUCACAGAGACUUUGCUGUCUCACAUACAUGUAGAAAUUCAUAUUUGAGGAGUCAGAUACAAGAAUACUUUUUUUUAGUAUUAUUGCACAAAGAUCUCAUUUUUGGAUUGCGUACAUGUUCAAUGGAAUGUAUAAAACCUUAGGUGAAAUAUGUACUGUAGCUACACAAAGUUUUGCUGUUCCCAAUUCUUUGAUACAUUUUUUAUUUUGUUUUUGUCUUUAUUUUGUCACUGCGUUGACCUCAUAUACUUUUAUUUGUUUUCCAAUUUUAUAUUCCAGAUCAAACUAUGUAUGCCAAUAUUCUUAAGUUCCUUGUUGAAAUAAAACAACAAGUUCAGCAGAUUAAACUCUUGCUACAGAGGGUUGGUAAUUCAGGUGUGAGCUCUGAGGUGGAGGAGGAGGAUUUCUCUCUUCCUCUCACCUCACAGGAGCUCCUGGACCUAGAAGAAAAAUUAAGGGAUCAGACACAGAGAAGGAAGUUGACAGUGUUCCUUGGUACCUUGGUCGGGGCGACCCACAGAGAUAUGGUCAUGAGGAUCUUAAAGACCACCUUUACCGAUCAGUUUGCUGCCCAGCUCAAUUGGAAAGGGAAAGGGAACAAACUUGGUAUUGGAUCCCUUAUGCUUGCCAAGGUCAUAAGUAAAGCGGCAAGGAGAUGCUGGAGAGAAUCAACAGAUUCCUGUACCGAAGCCAUAAUUAAGAACUGGCUGAAAUAUGCAGGCGACCGCUCUGGGGGGAGGAAGAAAAGAGCUCAAGAAGCUGCUCGCAGAAAUGAUGCCGAAAUUGUACCACCACCAGCUGUCCAAGAUUCAGAUUCCGACUAACCCAUUCUUUAACUAAAAUACAUGCAUUCCAAUAUAGCCAGCAUAAGAGAACAGGUAACAUUGUUGCAGGUUGAUGACAAAAAACUGAUUGAUUUUUCAUGUGAAAUGUUAAUUAUAUUCCUAUUAUUGUACAAACCCUCUAGAAAGCUUUAAAAAAAUAUCUUAGACCACAACUAAAGUUGUGGUUUUCUUUGAAGGUGUUAUGUGCAACCCCAUCUAACUGUAAAUUCUCCCACCCAGUUUUUGAAUUCUCCCAACCAUUCUUCCUUAAAUCCUUCUUCCCAAAAUUCAACAAAUAUUUGUUGGCAAAAUACCACUUUUAUUAUAUAAUGAUGAGAAACAGCAUAUCAUUUAACACACACUUCUGCAAGGAUUUUCAGAACAGAUGUGUUUGAAGAAGAAUAUUGAUGAAAAAAAUAUAAAAUUUGGGUUUUGUGGUGUAUGCAGAAAACCAAAAUUUUGUAUUCUUUUGUUAGUAUUUGCCUUCAUACACAUUUGUUCUGAAAAUCCUUGCAGGAGGUUGUGUUAAAUAACAUCCUCUUUCAAAUCAUCAUGCAAAUUAAGUGAAGGUUUGCCUUAAAAUUUUGGGGCUCCCACACUUAAGAAGACCUUUAACCCAUCUUCUUUUUAAAAUCCAAUUUUGGGAAAAGGUUGGCUGCUUUCUACAAACCUAUGAAAUUUUAUCAUAAUGCAGAUGGGAGAAUUUGAAAACCAAUCAGUUUUUCCCAAUUUGUAUAUUAUGCUGUUUUUACUCAACCUUUCAUAUUUAUCUUUUUAACAAGGUCAUUGGCCCCACAAAAUUGUGCUCGUAGUAAUGAUUUUUUGUUAUAAACAGUUAUUUUGUUGUGCUUCCUCUUUGUUUGCAUUCCUCAAAUAUUGCUCGUUAAAUUGGCAGUCUGUUAUAGCCUUUUGCUUUUAAUAGGGUUUGCCUGUAGUACAUUCAUGAAUGGUCAUCCCUUAAAGGGGAAGUUCACCCUGGCAUUAAGAUAGUUUUGAUAAAAGCAGCAAAAUAAGAGAAGCAUAUCGGUGAAAGUCUGACGAAAAUCCAUCAAAGGAUAUUAAAGUUAUGAAUUUUUAAAAAUUUUAUAUCGUGACGUCACUUGCGAGCUGCUCUCCCAUAUGUUGUGUGGUGUAAAUUCCAUAAAUUGCCAUUUUUCGCGGUUCUUGAUGAAGGAAAAGAUCUUUUUCAUAGAGGCGUGUGUAAAAGCAUUUGUCUAAUGAUAUUUUAAAGAAAAUGGAGAUUUAUGGAAUUUACAGUACACAGCAUAUGGGAGAGCAGCUCGCAAGUGACAUCACAAAAUUAAAACUUUAAAAAUUCAUAACUUUAAUAUCCUUUAAUGGAUUUUCGUCAGACCUUCAUCGAUACGUUUCUCUCAUUUUUCUGCUUUUAUCAAAACCAUCUUAAUGUCAGGGUAGACUUCCCCUUUAACAAGAUUAUGUGACGCAAAUGUUCUACACAUUCUUAUUUACGAGUUUGUAUGUUAAUUAAUUGCAUUCAUGUAGUUUUCCAAGGUACCUUGACAUAAGAAUAUUUUAAUGCAUUUUCCGUGCAUUUCAGUGAUAGCACUCGUCUCCAAAUUUGACAAAAAGAGAGCCAUUCCAUGAGCCAUAGAAGGUCGUUAUUGAUUUGUAUGCUUGUAACAAUAAUUCAACUAUCUGAGUGACUGAAUGUUUUCACAUAACCUUUUGCCUAAUUUUAAAGAAAUACGUGUAGUGAAAGUGGUAUAUUCAGUAAAGAAACUUGUCUUUUUUCCCUUUUCAA